AUCCAAUUUGUCAACUAGAAGAUAAAACUAACUAACCAAUCAAAUAACGAAACGGUUAUGAAGCAAUGACCAGUGAAAUCGCGAUAUUUCAGUAGACGGAAGUAUUGUACUCAGCACGUUUUAAUGGAUGGAUAGCUUACUGGCUAGCUGAGAUGGCUAGCUUACAUUUUAUCUUUGAUAUAAAAUAAAUAAUGUUCGGAUUUUACAUACCAGCGCAGUCAUAACGUUAAUUUAUCUACAUGUUUCAGUAUUUCUAAAAUAAACAUUGUUUCGAGUCAUGGAAGAAGUAGAGUCAGCUGAGGAGAUUUUAACCAAGCAACAUCGAAAAGAAAAGAAGGACCUGCAAGCAAAAAUCCAGGGCAUGAAAAAUGCUGUUCCGAAAAAUGACAAGAAGAGGCGGAAACAGCUGGCCGAGGACAUUGCUAAGUUGGAAACUGAACUCAAUCAAAAACACGAGGAAGAACUCAAACUACUGAACUCUUCAAGUGCUGGAGGAGAAAAGGUGGAAGAGGUUGUGAAUGGAGUGGACUUCCUUGCUUUGGAAGGAGAAGAGGAGCUGAGAGAAGCUAAACAAGGACGAGGCCCAUCCAAAGCUCAGAAGAGAAGGGACAAGAAAGCCGCUGCUGAGAAGGAGAGAGAGAGUCGUAUAGCAGAGGCUGAGGUGGAGAACCUGUCUGGCCUGAGACACCAGGAGGGGCUGAAGCUGGCCCAGAAGCUGGCAGCACGGCAGCUACAGAUCAAGGAGAUUUCCUCAGACGGUCACUGUAUGUACCGUGCUGUGGAGGACCAGUUGGCCCAGCGCGGAUUGGGUCUGAACCUGAAGGAGCUCCGGGCCCAAACCGCACAGCACAUGAGGAGCCACGUGGACAACUUCCUCCCCUUCCUGACCAGCAGCGCCACCGGGGACCUGUACUCAUCUGAUGAAUUUGAGAAGUACUGCAGUGAUGUAGAAGACACCGCCGCUUGGGGGGGGCAGCUUGAGCUCAGAGCUCUGACACAGGUCCUCCAACUGUCAAUAGAGGUGAUCCAAGCAGAUUCUCCAGAUAUAAUCAUUGGAGAGGAGUUUGACAAGCCACCCAUCACUCUUAUUUACAUGCGUCAUGCCUAUGGACUUGGAGAGCACUACAACUCUGUUCAGCCCCUGAAGAGGACAGCUGAAGCCGUCGCUGACUUUAAUGAGAUGGUUGUUGGAGCAGGGAUGGAUGUUGAAGAACAUCAUGGUCGAGACUUUUAAAUCGCAGUGUCAAACAUCAACUUGAGUUUACUCCUGGAAUGCUGUCCCUCUAUUUCCCCGAAGGAUCCAUUGUUAUGGUCAUCAUGUGUGUGUUUGUGUGUGAGAAUCUGUGGGACAGUCAGUAGGCGUAGCAGCACUUCACUUAGCUGGUGGAGAAUGAGGGAAGACACCAUCCCAGGGAGCUGAGGAAGAAUUGAAAAUCACUUUGAACAAAUCUCACCAGUGCUUGUGAAUGUUCCUGAUGUCAUCAUGAAAAUGUUCCCUGUAAUGCAUUUGGUGAUGUGUCUUUAUGAACGCACCAUCAAAAGGUGAUCUUAUUUGCUGCUGGUGGUCAAUAUUGUCUUGUACAAUAAACCAAUCAAAAUAUUUU
This is a messenger RNA of Esox lucius (northern pike), 1604 nucleotides long. It is a transcript of the gene otud6b, whose product is annotated as OTU deubiquitinase 6B. The coding region runs from base 278 to 1234 and encodes 318 amino acids. NCBI's taxonomy places the organism in Eukaryota, Metazoa, Chordata, Actinopteri, Esociformes, Esocidae. Gene Ontology annotation, molecular function: cysteine-type deubiquitinase activity. Gene Ontology annotation, biological process: protein deubiquitination. The record is from RefSeq and is a predicted model, not a curated record. The transcript has 8 exons.